Molecule: messenger RNA, 1843 nt
Organism: Exaiptasia diaphana
Lineage: Eukaryota; Metazoa; Cnidaria; Anthozoa; Actiniaria; Aiptasiidae
Product: MORN repeat-containing protein 1
Source: RefSeq, a predicted model, not a curated record
UAUGGCGGAUAUCAGUUGAGUUUAGGGGUUUUAGCCUUUUCCAGCUACAAAUGGCUACUUUAAUGAAUACUACGACCUCAAAAGGAGCUGGAAACUAUAUAGGAGAAACAAGAAAGCAACUCAGAGACGGUUUUGGUGUUUAUAACUAUACGAAUAAGUUCUUUAGAUACGAAGGUGAAUGGAGCAAAGGAAAGAAACAUGGCCAUGGUAAACUUCUCAUGGGAGAUGGCAGUUUUUAUGAGGGUCAGUUUAACGAUGGAGAAAUCCAAGGUCAUGGUUUUCGUCGCUGGGCGUCGUCCAGGAAUGAGUAUACUGGACAGUUUGUUCGAGGUGAAUUAACUGGACAUGGUGUUAUGGUCUAUGGCAAUGGAGAUCGAUAUGAGGGAGAAUGGCUGAAUGAUGGUGAUGUUUAUGAGGGAGAGUGGGUUAACGACAAACACCAAGGACAUGGCGUCAUSAAAUACAAAGAUGGAACUAUUUAUGCCGGACAAUGGUGGGGAGGAGAGAUCCACGGAGAAGGUUCCAUGAUACACUCAUCUGGUUUGUCUUAUGAAGGAUUAUGGGUCAGUGGACGACCAGAAAAUCGUUGGUAAGAAUCAAAUCGAGGUAGUACAAGGAAUGACAUUUGGCUUUGAAGUCGAGUGCAUAGCGGCCGAUGGUGARCGGRYACAAGAGGAUGGAAGGUUGUUACAGGCRACUGGUUGGAUCAGAGUACCAAACAUAAGAAAAACUCCUGAACCCAUGACCGAACAAGAUGAAAGACUACCCACCCCCUUUGGAUUUGACGUGGAGCCGUACUGUCUGACUGACUGCUUAACUGACACGUCCAGCGACAAUUUUCCAUUCUCGGGCCAAUCAGGAAGCCUAGCGUCAAUCAAGCCACUGCAAAAUGCUUCACCAUCGGAGAGUGCUGCUGACAUUCAGAUGGCUAUGGAAGCUGCAUCCGAGGUUGGAGGCGACAAAGAGGGUUCCUCAUCAGAGAGCCAACACGACUUAUCCAAUCGACUGACUGCCAUGUCACAAGCAAGUACCAUGAUGAACAGCUCAUUUGAAAAAUCCUCUGAAGAACCAUCUGAAGUAAUUCUCCCGCCUCCGCCAUCGGACGUAAGRACAACAAAAGGUACCGGAACGUUUGAGAGCCUUGUUCUUCCGCCAUUACCACCRGGAAUGAAGGCGUUCCCUAGUAUAACAGAGAUCGCAGAACCUACAAGACCUACGUAUGACCAUUCCAAUAGAAGGGCUAGUUUAAUGAGAUGGAAAAAGGCUGGAUCAAUCAUCAACCCUAGUCUUAUGGGUGGUGCAAACACCCCAACAAUCAGCGAAGAGAAGGACAAAAAGAAGAAAAAGCAAGAAACCAUGGCGGACAUUGUUGAAAAGGCAGAUGCUAAAUCGAAGAAGAAAGAUAAGAAGGAYGACAAGACUGAAGAGAAACUUUGUAAACCAGGUGAUUACGUCAUCGUCAUUCAAGACGCCACUAUUCCACGAUUCCUSGAGUCACGACUACAACCCGCCAUGCUCCACGUCAAAGUAAUACCCAAAAAGAGAGAAAAAAGUAAGAUGGGACGAACAUAAUGACGUCAUGUAUCUCGUCACAUUUAUGUACAUACUACUAGAAUUGACGUCAUAACGUUUUCCUGAUUUAUUGWAGUCAUUCAUUGAGCAGUUUUAAUAAGAUUGCCAUCUGUAAAAAUUCCUACAAUAUUCAUUUUGUAAUAUUUUUAAAUAUUAAAAUUGGUUUCCUCAUAAUUAAAAAAACGUUUUCGUAGAAUGUUGCAUUUCCCUCGUUAAUAAAUAGCCGACUUGCGAAUUACGCGUCAAUAGUCACAUACAAAGGAAUCAAGAC